Papilio xuthus (Asian swallowtail) is the source of this 2565-nucleotide messenger RNA. RefSeq lists its product as uncharacterized. Gene Ontology annotation, cellular component: cytoplasm. NCBI's taxonomy places the organism in Eukaryota, Metazoa, Arthropoda, Insecta, Lepidoptera, Papilionidae. Gene Ontology annotation, molecular function: glycosyltransferase activity. The transcript is spliced from 8 exons. The record is from RefSeq and is a predicted model, not a curated record. The coding region runs from base 209 to 1609 and encodes 466 amino acids.
UAGUAGAUAAAUAAAAUUAACGUUUGCAACCCGGAGCGUUGUCUCGCUGUCUGUCGGGUGGAAGCUAGUUGAGCGCUGUCAUUGUGUGUUGCGUCAGUGUGAGCGGGCGUUGUGUUGUGACGCGUCGCGAGGGGGAUGUGGCCCUGGUGACCUGAGGCUCGGUAGUGUUGUGCCCUUGCCGCUGCUCAUUCAUGGUACUGCCUGCACAAUGCGUUGGCGCGCGCGCGCGGCUCCUUCCCGCGCUAAGGAGCGCGCCAACAUCAGCUUUUUUAUCUUCAUCAUGUUCUUCGCUGUCUUCGGUGUGAUUAUCCUCACUGAACUGCUUCUUCUGGAACGUCCCAGUGCGACCGGCUCGACACGUUCCAAAUACAAUGACGAAUUACCGAAUUGGGAAGGCAGAACAGAGACAGGAGGGGAUGGUGGCGACCUACCGCCGCCGGCGCAAGCACCGCUCGAUGCUGUGUGGCAGCCAGUGGCCAGCACUAGGUUUAGAUUCUACGUGUAUUCAGCGUACGUAGAGAGACGAACGCUGGCUGCUGUGCGAGUGAUUGCGGCUACGCGAACUCGAGGUGCCGAUUCGGUUAUCUGCCGUAUGUGGUUGCCGGACAACAGAACACUCACUUUGAAGGCCAGAGUUAAGCCUAUCCGAGAGAAUUGGAACUUGAAGUACAGUGCGACGUAUGUGCUGUGUCUGCUGCGCGAGACGGGCGUGAAGCCUCAGGAGACGGUCGGCGCGUCGUUGUCCGUACUGGCCAGCACGGCGCAGCACCGCCCGCCCACCAACCAGCUCAUUGUACUCGACACCAAUCCCAGGAAGGGUAACGAGGAAACUCUACACGUGUGCGUGAAGCCGUUUCACUUCUCGUACGCGCGCUCUGACUGGCUGCUGGAGUGGUUUGAGCUGAACCGUCUGCUGGGCGUCAGCCACUUCUAUAUGUACAACGAGUCCCUAAGCGCGCCAGUCACCUGCCUCAUAGAGCACUAUCGCAAGCAGGGUCUGGUCACGCUGCUGCCAUGGAAGCUGCCCAUUGUAUCCAAAGUUGAAAUAAGGACGGAGGGUCAGUUCGCGGCCUUUAACGAUUGCUUGUACCGGUCAAUGUCUGCUGCGGGCUGGCUGCUAGUCAUCGAUGUGGACGAGGUGGUGUUGCCGCGGCGCGAGCGCACGUUGUCCGCGCUGCUUACCGCCCUGCGCGCCGCAUACAACCCCCCAUCCAAGGCGCCCUCCGCCUUCCUGUUUAGAAACGCCUUCUUCUACUUGGGUUGGGAGGACGACGCCGAAGCUCCGGCGCCUUUGUUGACGUCACGGAAGACGCGUCGGUGGGCGGCGCCGCACGCGGUCAAGAACCGCAGCAAGUACGCACUGCGGCCGCGCGACGCCGUUGAGCUCGGCAACCACUUCGUAUGGGAGCUCGCGCCCGGCGCCAGCUCCGUCGGGGUGCCGACUGACCGAGCCUUGCUGCAUCAUUAUCGGAUGGCAUGCGAGUACGGUGGUCAGCAAUGCCUGACGGUGCCUUCGACAGUGGACCGCACCGCACACCGUUGGGCGGACGACCUCCUCAAGCGUGUCAACGCUGAAAAGGAUACAUAUUUAAAAACGUGUCCCACGUAAACCGUUUGUCGACGCAUUUCCCUGAUUGUACAAAUUUACAAGUACAUUUACAAAUGGUCCCAUUAUAUCAUAGCUAUUAAAAUACGACUGUAGAAAUUGAAUAUUAUUGCGUUAAUUGUUACCAGAGAAAUUUCAUAAAAUAGUUACUAAUUAAAUUGAUUUUUUUUCGAUUUUUUUCGAAAAAUGAACAUGUUUUUCGAAUCUUGCAAGCUUUUUUGGUAGCGUCCUGUCGUGACAAUAUUGAAUAUCUAUAGUCGUAAGUAAUUAUAAGUAUUAAACCUGCAUUUAAAUUUAUGUAUAAUAUAUAGUUAUGUUAUAUAUAAUACAAAGUCCAAUCCAAAUAUUACUAAAUGAAAGCUCUUUAUAUCGUGUACAAAAAAUUUACUUCAAUAACUGUCACUAUUGUUAAUUUAUAAUAGCAUAAACCAUUUUAUGUGUGUGCAUCAGAUGCAAAACUGAGAAAUAAAAUCUGAAGUCAGUAUGUAGAAAUUAUUCGUAUAAUGGCAUUUAUAACUAUUCUAUUGCUAUGUUUUACUUUCUUACAAAAGAUACAGUUAGAUAUUGUUUGACAACGUGGUUUAACCAUUUAAUCGCCGGUGAUUAAUAUUAUCGAUGUUUUUUGUUGUUUUUCUUUUAGUCAAGAUCACAUUUCGGAAAUCCACAUACAAUCAUAUGAUUUCUUGUAAUAUCUGAUACCAGCGUUCGAUAAAAGGGUUGAUAUAUGUUUAAGUUAAAAUGUAAUUGAAACAUUGUCUGAGUUUUUUAUAGUUAGGAUCAUAAUAUUUAAUUAAAUUGUAUCUAUGCAUACUACAAACAUAUACAUAUACGUGUAAUUUAGCUUCCUAGACUAAACUAGAUUAUCGAACAUCUUAACUUUUUGGCAUAAAUAACAAUUUAAUAAAAAAAUCCUAGCAAAAUAAGUAACAAUCAUCAUCAUUAUCAGCUCACUAUACGUC